Molecule: messenger RNA, 1662 nt
Organism: Phytophthora nicotianae INRA-310
Lineage: Eukaryota; Oomycota; Peronosporomycetes; Peronosporales; Peronosporaceae
Exons: 4
Coding region: 478-1419 (313 amino acids)
Biological process (GO): biosynthetic process
Molecular function (GO): L-2-aminoadipate:2-oxoglutarate transaminase activity; pyridoxal phosphate binding
Source: RefSeq, a predicted model, not a curated record
AAAGCGCGAAGUCAAAAAGAAAUGUGGUAUCCGCACAAGAUGACUGCGCUGUUCCGCAUUCCCAAUGCUCGCUCUGCAUUACGUCUCGCCAAUGCAAGACAUGCUGCUGAGCUACCUCGCAGUCUGCACACCAGCCCAGCUCUCACCGCUGUUAAGUCGGUUCAGUCAUCUCCUUACGCUCAAACUCACACGAGCAGCAAUGUCAUCAAUUUCGGUCUCGGUCAACCUUCCGCCUCACUGCUGCCUCUAAGCAUGUUCCGCGAGGCUGCAAUGGGUCGACUCACGCCUUCACAAGACCCAGUAAUGUUGCAAUACGGAGCUGCUAAAGGGUUCAUCGGAUUUCGGGAGGAAAUCGCCAAGCUCGUGACAGGUAAACUAUUCACCAAAACGGUGUAGCGAAAACCACGAUCUGACCGAUUGCUGGUGUCUCGAUGAACAGGAGCCGACGCUACUGAAACUGUCGACUCAGAGACACUAAUGGUGACGGCUGGCAACUCUCAGGCCAUCUCCCACGCUGCCAUGGCGUUCUCCAAGACCCACAAACGGGUGUUCGUGGAGGAGCCUACCUACUUCUUGGCACACGAUAUUUUUCGUGAACUCGGAUUGGACUUGAAGGGUAUUCGCACUGGAAAGGAUGGACUUGAUUUGGACGUGCUAGAAGCUACGCUGGCUGCAGGAGAUGUUCCUGCAUUCCUGUAUACAAUCCCGUUCUUCCAUAAUCCAACAGGAGCUGUGAUGUCGCCUGACCGCUGCGAACGCCUGGUAGCUCUUGCACAGAAGUAUGAAUUUCGUAUUAUUUCAGAUGAGCCGUACAACUUGCUUCACUUGGACGGUGGCGCGCUGCCUUCGCUCGCAUCAUACGACGAUUCAGGCCUGGUUGUCUCGCUCGGAAGCUUUUCGAAAAUCCUCGCUCCAGGACUUCGCCUAGGCUGGGCGCAAAGCAAUACCAAGACGAUUGAAACACUGUCUACCAUUGGCGCGCUUCGUAGCGGUGGCGGUCAGAAUCCUGUCACUGCAGCCCUCGUGCACACAGUGUUGGAGCAGGACCGGUUGUUGCGUCAUAUUGAUCAUUUGAAAAGCGUCUUUCGAGUCCGCAAGGCGGCCAUGUGUGACGCAUUGCACAAGCACUGCCCAGACGUCACAUUUACCGAGCCGUCUGGCGGAUACUUUGUGUGGCUUGAGCUUCCGGACGGUGUCCACACUGAAGCGCUACUGAAGGAAGCUGUGGACCGCCACGGUGUCGCCUUCACGCCCGGCACACGGUGCUCACUUGGAACGAUUUACGGCGACGGCGACGGUGGCGUUCUAGCCAAUGCGGCGAUGACGCGCUGUGCGCGUCUAUCCUUUGCCUUCUACGACGAGGACGAGAUUCACUUGGGCAUCCAGCGGCUGCAGAACGCCCUAGCCAACUUGAAAUAAUACGUGUAGUAGACAGGCCUUGACGCUCAGCACCACCGAAACAAAUGACAUCAUCGCUAAAACGCAAAAGUUCAAGGACGUGUCAUGCGAAUCGCCAAAAUCUCCAUAGCGUUGCCUGCCAAUAGCUCAAACUUCAGUGAAGUUCACAGUGUGUGUGUGUGAAGUUCGUACACUAUACCUUCGGCUUCACGCGUUUGCCUUUGCCAGCGUGUACAUGCAUCCAAUCUAACCGAGAUGUCGUUC